Molecule: messenger RNA, 1850 nt
Organism: Emys orbicularis (European pond turtle)
Lineage: Eukaryota; Metazoa; Chordata; Testudines; Emydidae
Gene: GLMN
Product: glomulin, FKBP associated protein
Exons: 19
Coding region: 63-1850 (595 amino acids)
Cellular component (GO): cytoplasm
Molecular function (GO): ubiquitin-protein transferase inhibitor activity
Source: RefSeq, a predicted model, not a curated record
GGGGCUCGAUCCGGAGCGGCCCCUGCGGACGCACGUUAGUGUCAUAGGAACAAAGUCAGGAUAUGAUGGCAACUGAGGAACUUCAAGCCAUUAUACAAAGAUGCCAAAUCCUAGAAGAAAAAGAUUUCAAAGGAGAAGAUUUUAAUCUUUUUCAAGUAGCAGGCCAGAAGUGCUUAGAAGAAGGUUAUGCAGCAGAAGUAUUAGAAGUAAUUCAAAAUGAGAAAAAUAAGGUUAUUGUCAAGAGUAUGGGUUGGAAUCUUGUUUGUCCUCUUGUUAGAUGUAUUUUGAGUUAUAAGCAGGAAGAUGAGAAGAGAGAACAUUGUCUGAAAAUACUAGAUCAGUUGGUGCAGCUGUGUAAUCCAAAGGAACUUUUAUUGGGUUUACUUGAGCAGAUUGAGCAGACCUCUGGGGAACAGAUAUCCCACACUAUUCUGCUCUUGCUUCAGCCUCUGCAGACAGUUCUAUUGAAACUUCAUAGCAAGAAGUCAUACUCAGUGGGUUUAUCUUUGUCUACCAUUUUAAAUCAACUCUCUCUCCUGCCUGUACCUUACACAAAAGAAGAAAUACGAGAAGAUAAACUUGGCCUCUGCCAGUGUUGCAAUGCAAUAGUGGAUUUUGCUAAACCUUUUGUGGAUGAAGUUGUUAAAAAUAUGGAAGCCUCAACAGAAAAUGAUGACGAAGAGCUCAAAGAAGAAUUGCUAAAAUUUUGUUUGAAAAGCUUGAAAUACCCCUUAUUAAUAGCACAGCUUGAUCAGCUGCAAGAAGACAUUGAAGAAGAUCCCUUAAGGCAUUUUGCAGCUGAAAUUCUAGGCAUUUUAUUGGAUAUAAAAGAAUUGUUACCAACAUUGUUUUCACACCGUGGAAGCAGAAAUCAGAACUGGGAUAAUCCGGAUUUUUUGGAUGUAGAUAGAAAGCAUUCUGCAGAUUCUUUGGCAUGUCUGUCAUAUCUGGUGUUUGUUCAGUAUUUUGGUAUUGAUUGUUUUCCAAUGGUCUUUAGUCCAUCAUAUCUUCUGCAGUGCAACAUGACACACAUUGAGGUCCUAUUGGAAAGGACAGAAGAAUCUGUGUUAACUAAAGGACUUGACCUGCUUGGAAACUGUUUAUUGAGAAUGAGUGAUAAUAGCCUUCAUCAUCAGUAUUUGGAAUUCAAAGGCUUCAUUACAGCACCUCAGGGUUUGGUGAAAGUGAUGACCCUUUGUCCUAUAGAGCAUUUGCGAAAGAAGAGUUUGAAGAUAUUGCAGUUAUAUAUAGACAAGUUUGAUGCAGAGGGAAAAUACACUUUGUUCAGGUGUUUAUUGAAGACAAGCAACCACGCUGGCGUAGAAGGCUAUGUUAUUCAAAAUAUCAAAAAUCAGAUUGAUUUAUCAUUAAAGAAAGCAAAUGACAGUAAGUGGUUUACUGGACCCCAGCUGGUUUCUCUUCUAGAUUUAGUGCUGUUGCUUCCUGAAGGGGCUGAAACAGAUCUUCUCCAAAACUCAGAUAGGAUUAUGGCCUCACUAAAUCUAUUGAGAUAUUUAGUCAUUAAGGAUAACGAAUACGACAAUCAAACUGGUAUAUGGACUGAACUUAACAAGAUUGAGCAAAAUUUCUUAAAGCCUUUGCACACAGGACUUAAUAUGUCAAAAGCACAUUAUGAAGCAGAAAUAAAGAGUAAAAAGGAAAAUAGACGAGAAUCUCACAAUUCUAAAGCAGUUUGUUCUGUAACAGUUGGUGGGGAAAAGAUGCCUAACAUGACCACUGAAAUGCAGCUUCAGGUUCUACAUUCAGCUCUUUUCACAUUUGAUUUAAUAGAAAGUGUUCUGGCCCGAGUAGAAGAACUCAUCGAAGUGAAAAUAAAAACCAUAACAUAA